AUAUUUAAUUUGAAACCAAACACAUAACCAAAUACCUUCUCUCUUAUCUUCUAUAUAAACCAACACCUUACAAACACUUAAUACUCACAAAGCAAACCAAAAACAUUACAAAACAAACCAAAAGCAAAUUGUAAUUUCUAUUUCAAUUCUUCCCUAGAGAAACAAUGGCAAGUUUGAGAGUUGCAAUUGUGGCUGCAAUUAUGUGCAUGGUGGUGGUUAGUGCACCAAUGGCAGAGGCAGUCACAUGUGGACAAGUAGUUGGUUUCCUUACUCCAUGUAUUACUUAUCUUCAAGGUGGUCCUGGUCCAUCUGCAGCAUGCUGUGGUGGAGUGAAGAAACUUAACGGUGCCGCCAACACCGGCCCCGCCCGCAAGACUGCUUGCAACUGCUUGAAAAGGGCUGCUGGUAACAUUGCUCGCUUGAAUAACAACCAAGCUGCUGCUCUCCCUGGCAAAUGUGGUGUUAACAUUCCCUAUAAGUUUAGCACUUCUACCAACUGUAAUAGCAUCAGGUUCUAAAGAGUAUGAAUGACUGAGAGAAAGAAGAAGAUAGCAUGGCACUUCUUUCUUCUUCUGUAUUAACAGCACUAUAGCUGGUGAAUUUACUAAUGAGAAUAAAAGAAGGGCAAUGUGGGCUCCACCUCUGCGAGUUUCCUCUUGUUUCAGACUUAUAAUUUGUAGUAAUUAAAAUGAUUUUUUUUUGCCAGUUUGGUUGUUGCAUGUGUAAUAAAUACAUUUGAUAUAAGACUAUUCCAUGCUACUUUUAACAAUUGUAUUA
This is a messenger RNA of Medicago truncatula (barrel medic), 777 nucleotides long. RefSeq names its product non-specific lipid-transfer protein 4. The transcript has 2 exons. Gene Ontology annotation, biological process: lipid transport. Gene Ontology annotation, molecular function: lipid binding. The coding region runs from base 165 to 518 and encodes 117 amino acids. The record is from RefSeq and is a predicted model, not a curated record. Lineage: Eukaryota; Viridiplantae; Streptophyta; Magnoliopsida; Fabales; Fabaceae.